Salpingoeca rosetta is the source of this 2639-nucleotide messenger RNA. RefSeq lists its product as uncharacterized. The transcript is spliced from 14 exons. The record is from RefSeq and is a predicted model, not a curated record. Gene Ontology annotation, molecular function: amino acid transmembrane transporter activity. Bases 178 to 2451 code for a protein of 757 amino acids. Gene Ontology annotation, biological process: amino acid transmembrane transport. Lineage: Eukaryota; Choanoflagellata; Craspedida; Salpingoecidae.
UGGAGGUGUGGAGGAAGGACAACAAACAACAAGAGGCAAAAGCCGAUUCUUCAACCACCACUCCUGCACCACUCCACAACCGUCACUGCUGUUCCUCCACUUUCAACCAUCGUCACAUCGCUGUCGCUGCUGCUGCCUGCCGCCGCCGUAGCCACUGCUGCUGCUGCCGUCGGCACGAUGCUCAACCCUGCGCAUCGCGUGUGGACGGAGCGGCCCACGCACGGCCACGAACACGAGCGCUUAUCCGCGACAGACUGGAAGUCCGUCGUCAACAUGGCCAACGUCGUUGCUGGCGUCUCCGUCCUCGCCAUCCCGUUUAUCAUGGAUCGCUGCGGACUGGUGCUGGGUAUCGUUCUGACGUUUCUGCUGUGCAAGCUGAACAUCAAGUCCUGUGAGCUGCUCCUCAUGAGCGCCAUCAUGACGCGCACCGUCACCUACGAGGAUCUCGUGGAGAGGGCGUUCAAAUCCCUUGGAACAGCAGGCCGUACCAUCGCCAACAUCUGUAUCAGUGGCCAGUUGUUUGGGAUCGUUGUGGCCUUCUUCCUCGUGUCAGCGGACCUGCUCAGCCGCGUCCUGGCCGCUCUUGGAUACAUGACCCUCACCGAGGAUUCCCGUGCGUGGGUGAUGGCGGCCGUUGCUGCAGUUUGGGUGUUUCCCAUCUGCUUGAGCCGAAGCGUGGAAACCAUCUCCAAACUGAGUCGAAUAGCGGUCGGCGUAUAUGUGCUGUUCUGCGUCACCAUCUUCGUCUUUGCUGCUGGCCCUUUCUUCACAUUCGAAUGGCUGUUUAAUGCACCUCUCGUGCGCCUUGCUGGGAUCCCCGGCUGCGUUCCCAUCCUCGGCCUCGCCUUUGCCGGACAACCCUCCCUCUUCAUGGUCAUGCAGCACUUGCCUAACCCAAGCCUCACCCACAUGAAGAACGUGCUGCGCGGAGGCCUCUUGUUGGACCUGACAUUCUACCUCAUUGUGGGUGUGUGCGGGUUCGUUGCGUUUCACGGCACCGACAUUGACGGAAACGUUCUGAAUGACAUGCACUCGAGCAUUGUGCGCGGUGGAUUUGCCGUCUCCAUUCUCGUCAGCUUUCCCCUCAUCGUCUUCCCCUGUCGCGAAAGCUUGUACAUGGCUGUUGCUCCAAGCGCCAGCCCAUCAUCCUCGCAGCCAGCGUCGCUCGCGUCGUCGUCGUCGUCGCAGUAUUCUCCGCGCAAACCAACGCGCUCCACCUCCUCAGAAGAUCCAGCGGCGAGCAACCCACACGACAGCCACCACCACCAGCAGCAACACACCCAUCAGCAACACCACCACCACCAGCACAAGGAGCAGGCGUCCGUCACGGCGCUCAUGCCACGAUUGUCGUUCCUGUUCCUCACCUUCUGCAUCGUGUUCCUUGCCCUCGGCGCGGCCUUGGCGAUCCCUGUGAUCCAGACGGCGCUGACGAUUGUGGGAGCAACGGCUGGCACAAUGGUUGCUUUUGUGCUGCCUGGUCUCGUCUACUUGCAGCUGGACACGGGCAACAAGAAGGGCCGCCGUCUCGCUAUCGGCCUGCUUGCAUUUGGCCUGGUGUGCAGUGUGCUUGGGCUGGCGUCUGUCAUCGACGUGGACCACCACAAGGCCAAACCGCUGGACCCCUCGAUUGCUGACCAGCAGCAGCAGCACGGUGCCACUGGGAGCGUGCUGGGUUCACUGGAUGUGCUGCGGGCUGCAGUCCUGGAUGAACCGCCACGACAGAGCACACGUGAGCCAGAACACAGCAGCAACCGCGACAGCAUUGGCAAUGCGGCCCACGGCAGGCGCACGACAGUGUCCCCUGUGCUUGGUCCCGUGGUGGUUGAGGGCGGUGAUGGGCGCAAUCAAGAGGGCAAAGUGGCCCGGCACGGCCACGUCACGUUGCGGGCAGCUGACCAACAACAGGAGAGCGCCUUUGAUGUGUUGGAGCAACACGAACAUGGACAACACCAGCAGCACCAGCACCAGCAGCCAGUUGCUGUACAAGAGGAUGCUGAUGCAAGAAUACAUGGUGACGGUGGUGAUGCUGGAGGGCAGGACGCGGGUGGUGGAGAAGGCGGUGGCGGUGGCGAUGGGAUAUUGCAUCGACUUCAUGAACUUGAGCGUGAGCUUGAGGUUGCCGACCGGCAGGCCGUUCACGAUGUGGCCAGGUUCAAGGAGGGCGGUGAUGGGGACGGUGCAGACGCCAGCCACGACGAGGCGGGUGAUGGCGGCCCUGGUGGCCGCGCAGGUGUUGGUGGUGCUGACGAGCAUGAUGGUGGGGGUGCUGCAGAUGUACAUACUGGUGAUGGUGGUGGUGGUGGUGGAGCCCGUGCUGAGAGAAGUCAUGCUGAGGACGGCGAUGAAGGGCAGGCAGCUGCUGAUCGUGGUGGUGGUGGUGGUGGUGGUGGUGGUGGUGGUGGUGGUAAUGCACAUCGCGAUGUGUUGGCCGUCGUGGAUGGUGAUGCGUAGCGAGAGGGUUGUCUAUUUUGGGGCGACAUGAUCUCGACUGCAUGUUCGUUCUCAGGCAAUAUUACAUAUGCUACACGCUGCGAGAUGACCAUGCUUGUUGUGCUUUGUACAUGAAUAUGCGAUUGUUUGUGUUACACACACCAGUCCUGUCCCUUGGCUAUGUACUGCAUUAAACUUCUUGAUGCGGG